AUGUUUGAGAAAACAAACGCACGUGAAUAUCGCAUCGCUCUCGGGUUCCUGAUCAGCUGGUCGGCCGCCACGUGGGCCUCCGGGCCUGCUGCGGCGGCGCGGCCGGUUGAGGCCGGGCUCGGCCCGGCCCGCGACGGCUGGCCGCCGACGAGCACGCUCGCGCUGCUCGUCAAGAUGGCGGCGGCUAGGGCGGCGGUGGCGAUUGCGGCGACAAAAGUUCAGUCGUACAGCGCUCAGGCGUCUAAGACUGGUGCCUCAUAUGCUGCCUCCCUGCGGAUGCUCUACCUCGAAUUCUUCUACCCCCACGACUCGGAACGCGAAUGCAUUCGUGGCAUCCUAUGGGUCGUCCAGAGUAUCGACCUCUGGCUUGUCAGUCGCGGUCACUUGAUGACCCCCAUGAAGUACAGCGAUCGCCAUCUCGCUGGCCUCUGA
Emiliania huxleyi CCMP1516 is the source of this 432-nucleotide messenger RNA. RefSeq lists its product as hypothetical. Bases 1 to 432 code for a protein of 143 amino acids. The record is from RefSeq and is a predicted model, not a curated record. NCBI's taxonomy places the organism in Eukaryota, Haptophyta, Isochrysidales, Noelaerhabdaceae. The transcript has 4 exons.